Molecule: messenger RNA, 219 nt
Organism: Trichoderma reesei QM6a
Lineage: Eukaryota; Fungi; Ascomycota; Sordariomycetes; Hypocreales; Hypocreaceae
Exons: 1
Coding region: 1-219 (72 amino acids)
Source: RefSeq, a predicted model, not a curated record
AUGUCAAACCAGCCCGCCGAGGACCUUCCUCAAGGCUGGUCCAUGGUAUUCUCCCACGAGGAUGCCUUGGCGAUGGAGACGCAGCCUCUCUUCCCGGAGAUGGAGCUGCUGGCGCAGUUCCUGCAGGAGGCCCGGCAGGCGGAGCUGCGGGAGGCGAAUGUGUGGAAGGACAAGACCACGGCCGAGAUUGGUCGUCGACUGGCGGGCUUGAAGCUGUGA